Exaiptasia diaphana is the source of this 1767-nucleotide messenger RNA. Its product is annotated as putative ATP-dependent DNA helicase Q1. The record is from RefSeq and is a predicted model, not a curated record. The transcript has a single exon. Lineage: Eukaryota; Metazoa; Cnidaria; Anthozoa; Actiniaria; Aiptasiidae. Gene Ontology annotation, biological process: DNA recombination. The annotation marks the transcript as partial. Gene Ontology annotation, cellular component: nucleus; chromosome. Gene Ontology annotation, molecular function: nucleic acid binding; ATP binding; helicase activity.
AUGGCGGAUGUUGUAACARAACUUGAGAAACUCGUGCAAAUUCCCUCUUUUGAUCCUGAGACUGAAACUACUUUUGCUUUUGAUGGAUGUGGGAUACAAUCGCAAGUUCUGGCUUCUUCGAUAUUCGAAGCAGCAGUUAAAGUUGGUCAUUUUUUUAAAGCUUUGAAUGUCCUUGAUGUAGAAGAUUUCGACUCGUUGUCGAUUCGAAACCUAACCACAAAUUGUUGUCACAGAUAUCGCUUUGGUUGCCUAAAUGGUUCUGUUAUUCCUGAACUUUUGAAUAUUGAAUGCCUGGGAUUAUAUGUUGACAGAGAUGACGAGGCAGACGGAAUGGAAACAGAAUUGAGUCAUGUUGUAGCAGAUGACGCCUUGGCGGGUGAUUUGAUCGAUCAAACUUUAAGGAGGUUUUUCGGAUUUCAAUCCUUCAGGCCAUUACAAAAGGAGACUAUUACAAGCAUCCUAAAUGGACAAAAUGUACUGACAAUAGUUGAGACUGGAGGAGGAAAAUCAUUAAUGUUCAUGCUUCCAUCAGUGAUAUCUUCAAAGCCAACUCUUGUUGUCUCCCCGAUCAAGUCUUUGAUAGAAGACCUUCUCGUACGUUGUAAGGAGGUGGACAUAAAGGCCUGUAAAUUUACUGGUGACGUUCCAAAAGAAGAAUUGGAAGAGAACAUUAAAUGUAUACACUCAUAUCAAGUCGUUUUCUGUGUUCCCGAAAUUUUAAAUGAAGGAAAACUUCUAGAACUCAUACAAAAGGACGAGGUGUUUGAACGUGUGGUCUUUGAUGAAGCACACACCAUAAUAACUUGGGGCGAAAGCUUUCGUCCUAUCUACAAGGAAGUUGCCCAAAAACUAUCUUUUUUAUCAUGCCCUAAACUUUUAUUGAGUGCAACAAUUCCAUUUAAAGUUCAGAUGGCUUUGAAAAAAAUCUUUGGUAAUUUUGAAGUGAAAAGAACCACCCUUUAUAGAAGUAAUUUAAAGCUGGAAGUGKUUGAGCGACCGUCAAAGUUUUAUGAUGAYUUAUCUGCAUUCAUUACAGAAAGAGAAGGUCRAURCGGGAUUGUUUAMUGUGUACUUGCUCAAGAUGUUUCUAAAGUUCACGAGGAACUUACCAAGCGGAAUGUAUCUGUUGUUAAAUACCAUGGRCAGUUAUCAGACCAAGUAAAAGCAAAUAGUCAUAGUAAAUGGAUGCUCAAYGAAGUGAAUGUUAUUGUUGCAAAUUCAUCUUUUGGUAUGGGCAUAGACAAGCAAGAUGUGCGUUUUGUGGUCCAUGCAAAAAUUMCUACAAGUGUAGAUGAGUAUUUUCAACAAUGUGRCCGGGCUGGCAGAGAUGGACAGCCUGCAUGUUGUAGGUUAUACUUGCACUACCCAGACAAACUGUCUCUUUACAAACUGUUUGACAAACAGCAAGAUGUUUUCAAAUCGCAAUGUGAAGCUCUCAAUGAUUUGAUCUGCAUGCUUGGAAAUCCUGUCCACUGCAGACACAAGGAAAUAAUGUCUUACUUUGAUAAUGAUGAUGAAGAAUUGUAUGAAGGCACUGCAAAGUCCAUGGAAGGAGUCCUUGCAGAAGAGUGCUACAGGCAGUGCAAGGAGGAAGGAGCAGACAUUGCAAUUGUAUGGCAGGAUUCCGAUUCGAGCUCCAAAAACUCUGUAGAAGAAGUUUUGGGGACCAAUCCACAACGAGUAUUCAAGUGUGGGGGUCAUGUAGGACGUGCACAUGCAAACAACUUGAACGACUGUGCAAAAAUGAAACAGUUUUCAGCCACUCUA